AUGUUAUAUGAGUAUAAUACAACAAUAAAGUUGUUUGAUUUACAAGAUUUAUGUAAUAAAGCCAUAAUAUAGUUUAUGUGUUUGAUUAACUAACUUUUAUCAAUUUAAAUUAAUUGUUUAAGAAAUUUAUUAAUUUAUAAUUAUACAAGUGUGAUGAAGUUAUACAUUCUUAUUCUCAUUGCUUGUUUGGUGAUUAGUUAAGCUUAGGAAGACAUCAAAUAAGCAGAAACUACUUAGUAGGAAUCUGAAAUUCCAAAGGAUGACAAUGCCAGCGACACUCCCACAGAAGGGAAAUUUAAAUCAAGAACCAAGGAGGAAAUCAUCAAAGAAAGAGACACUCUAUAAACCUUAUUGAAAACUCUGAAUUACUCUUGCAUUGUUUUGGCUAGAAUGUAAUUGUCAAGAUAUAAGUCGGAGUUAAUGAAAGUUAUUGAAAGUCAUCAAACCAAACAGGAAUAAAGCAUUGUAUGGAAGAAAAUAUAUACCUCAUAUGUUAAUUAAUGUCAAAAAAGCAUCACAUAUGAUGAUAGUGUCAAAAUCUUCUCCUAAAUUUAAUCCAAAGAAUUCAAAUUUGAUGAUUACAGAUUCAUUUAUGAAAACAUGACCUUAGACGAUUAUAGUAGUGAUAAAGUUGAUAUGCAUAUCACAUAAGCAGAAGAAAGAAUUUGGUCAUACAUUUAAGACUUUGAAAAGGCUAUGGAUUCCAAAGAUGAUGAAGAUGAUGAUUCACAAUUCAAAAGAAACUUUGAUUUGGAACCUAAAAUAUUUGGAUUUUCCCUUAAAUCAGUAAAAUCUUUACAAUACAUCAUGUUCGUUUUAUUUGUUUCCUUCAUUUUGUUCUUGGGUUACAUAGCAUUUAAAAAAUUACCCAAGCAAUACGAAGAUCAAAAAAAGAAAAGAAGAAACUGA
Messenger RNA from Paramecium tetraurelia, 909 nucleotides. RefSeq lists its product as uncharacterized. NCBI's taxonomy places the organism in Eukaryota, Ciliophora, Oligohymenophorea, Peniculida, Parameciidae. The record is from RefSeq and is a predicted model, not a curated record. The transcript is spliced from 3 exons.